CCCUAAAGACUGGAGAAAAUGUUGAAUACUAAUCUCACACCAAAACUUCAAAACCAAAAGCCUGCACCACAGCCACUGUAGCUGUUCCUGUUUGCGGCAAAACAACAAACACCUAACCAUAAAUAUCUCUUUCUCUCUUGGUGGUGUUGUUUGCUGCGGUGGGCGGGAGACUGGAGACUUUCCAUUUCGUGCCAGAUGAUCCAAAAGACUCCGGCCCAGACCCAGCAUCACCACCAGAAGAAAAGCUACUGUGUUAUGGAAGAUAUUUAUGGAGUGAUGAUGGUGCCCAAGGAGCUACAACUCCAGCUUCAACUCCAUUCCCUUUCCCAUAAAAAGUCCUCACCUUUCCACCUUCAGCUUCGUGCUCCCGAUCUUGGACGAGCGUUUCAGGAUUUGGUGAAGACUAGAGAAGUUAGCGAGUUCCUUAGUGGGGCUUUAGCAGGGGCCAUGACCAAAGCCAUCCUUGCCCCUCUUGAGACCAUCAGGACAAGAAUGGUGGUUGGUGUUGGAUCUAAAAACAUUUAUGGUAGCUUCGUUCAGAUUAUUGAACAACAGGGUUGGCAAGGACUCUGGGCUGGAAAUGCAAUAAACAUGCUGCGCAUAGUUCCCACCCAGGCAAUUGAGCUAGGGACAUUUGAAUAUGUUAAGCGAGCAGUGACAUCAGCACAAGAGAAAUCGAACCAGACUGGAAACCUAAAGUUGAACAUUGGACAUCUCAGUCUUAGUUUUUCUCUAUCCUGGCUGUCUCCCGUAGCUGUUGCUGGCGCAGCUGCUGGAAUUGUUAGCACCCUUGUGUGUCAUCCUCUUGAAGUUUUAAAGGACAGACUGACAGUGAGUCCUGAGCUAUAUCCCAAUCUGAGUAUUGCAGUACACAAGAUUUACAAGGAUGGUGGAAUUGGUGCUUUAUACUCUGGGCUAUCACCAACAUUAAUUGGCAUGCUCCCUUACAGCACAUGUUACUACUUCAUGUAUGAGACAAUGAAGAAAUCAUACUGCUUCGCAAAGAAAAAAGAAUCUUUAACUCGUGCAGAGCUGCUCUUAGUUGGGGCUCUUUCUGGCUUGACAGCUAGCACAAUAAGUUUCCCCUUGGAGGUUGCAAGAAAACGGCUGAUGGUAGGAGCUCUGCAAGGUAAAUGCCCACCUCACAUGGCGGCUGCACUGUCUGAAGUUGUGAAAGAGGAGGGUCUGAUAGGUCUUUAUAGAGGUUGGGCUGCUAGCUGUUUGAAAGUCAUGCCAUCCUCUGGUAUUACUUGGAUGUUCUAUGAAGCUUGGAAAGAGAUAUUGCUCGUUGAAAGACCACGACCCUGACAACUUUGCUAGAAGACAAGCAAUAUACUCUUAACUCUUAAGAAGCGAAAGCAUAUUUUCUUCGUCAGAAGGCAUUAAGUGCACAUGGGAUUGGUAGGAGCUGUGUUUGGAGUGCCAGGCAACUUCAACGGGAGUGAAGUUGGUGAUACGUUUUGCUUGCUUCAGGCAAAAGGACUAUCCAAUCAUUUAAUUCGAACUGGCGGCAUCUUGUAUUAAUCAAUUGGUGUUGGCUCCAUUUCAAUGUGUUCCAACAGAAAUUUUGUUUCAAGAUGAAUAUUGAAAAACACCUGAAUUAUUGACUCGCAUGCCUUGCGGGAGAUGGGAAGGGGAAAGAUAGUGAUAGCAAAAAAUGUGUGUAGUAAGGGAUGCUCAACUCGAUUAGUUGGGAGACAUUGCAACCUGAAUUUGUUUCGCUGUUAAAAAUAACAUGGGUAAUAUGCUUA
Sesamum indicum (sesame) is the source of this 1751-nucleotide messenger RNA. RefSeq names its product Mitochondrial substrate carrier family protein. Gene Ontology annotation, biological process: transmembrane transport. The record is from RefSeq and is a predicted model, not a curated record. Lineage: Eukaryota; Viridiplantae; Streptophyta; Magnoliopsida; Lamiales; Pedaliaceae.